This is a messenger RNA of Gekko japonicus, 3377 nucleotides long. RefSeq names its product distal-less homeobox 3 (gene DLX3). Gene Ontology annotation, molecular function: RNA polymerase II cis-regulatory region sequence-specific DNA binding; DNA-binding transcription factor activity, RNA polymerase II-specific. NCBI's taxonomy places the organism in Eukaryota, Metazoa, Chordata, Lepidosauria, Squamata, Gekkonidae. The record is from RefSeq and is a predicted model, not a curated record. Bases 182 to 1051 code for a protein of 289 amino acids. Gene Ontology annotation, biological process: regulation of transcription by RNA polymerase II; embryo development; epithelial cell differentiation. The transcript has 3 exons.
CCCUGGAGGAGGACAGGAGCAACAGCUAUUACUGGAGCAAUGACUGAGUAAGCCUACUCAGGAGGAGGAGGAGGAGGAGGAGAGUGUUUGCCCAAAGCCAGGAGCCACCGUGCCUACUGUGUUUAGUUUUCAUUGCCGAACUGGUGGACCUUCCAUUGGUGGGACGCCCCCCCUUCUCAUCAUGAGUGGAUCCUUCGACAAGAAGAUCACCAGCAUCUUGACGGACAUCUCCAGCUCCCUGAGUUGCCAUGCGGCCACGAAGGACUCCCCUACCCUCCCCGAGUCGUCCAUCACGGAUCUGGGUUACUACAGCACCCCGCACAACCAGCACGAGUAUUACCCCGCUCAACCUUAUACCCAACCGAUGAAUCAUUACGCGUACCACCCCCAGUUUAACCUGAAUGGAUUAGGGGGGACUGGGACCUACUCCCCCAAAUCCGAUUACCCCUACAGCACUUCUUACAGACAGUAUGGAUCUUUUCGGGACCAGCAGUUGCCCAGCCAAGAAGCAGUUUCAGUGAAGGAAGAACCAGAACCAGAAGUGCGCAUGGUAAACGGGAAACCCAAAAAAAUCCGAAAGCCGCGCACGAUUUAUUCCAGCUACCAGCUGGCCGCAUUGCAAAGGAGAUUCCAGAAGGCGCAAUACCUGGCGUUACCAGAGAGGGCAGAGCUGGCCGCGCAGCUCGGACUCACCCAGACUCAGGUAAAAAUCUGGUUCCAGAACCGAAGAUCCAAGUUCAAGAAACUGUACAAAAAUGGCGAGGUCCCCCUGGAACACAGUCCCAAUAACAGUGACUCCAUGGCUUGCAAUUCUCCGCCCUCGCCCACCCUCUGGGACAGUAACACCCACAACAACCCAGCCAACAGGAACCAGCUCCCCCAGCCUCUUUCAUACAACUCCCCGCCGAGCUACUUGGAGGACCAUAACUCUUGGUACCACCACCAAAACCUGAGUGGGCCUCACAUACAGCAGCAAGGACCUCCGCCCACUUCUGGUUCGAUGCAUCACCCGUCUCCGGGGCCUCCUCCCAAUCCCGGAGCGGUGUAUUAACCUUCUUUGCCUCCUGGACGAAACCAGUGGAGCAGGAAAAAUGGAAUGAGGGAGAAAGAGCGAGGGAGACAGAGAGGGAGAAACAGACAGACAGCAACAAGUCAAGACGCUUUGAUGUGUUUUGUAGGACAUGUACACAUUCCAGCUCAUCUCAGGAACAAGCGAACUGCGACAGGGUUAAGAUGUUGGGAAGAUGGGGGAAAAAAUAGCAGGAAAGCAACUGGGAGGAGAGAACUUGAGCUCCACACUGUACGGGAACUAAUUUGGUUUUCACCCAAACGACACCACCGAACCUCACCUUCCUACGUGGUUUCUCUGUGGCCAAUUUCUUCUCCACUGCCAAAGCUAGCUUCAUGCAGAAGACACCUGACUGUCUUGAUGGGAGAGGAGCCAAGACUCAUACCACGCAAUGCCAGGGUUUCAAAAAGAAAGUAUAAGACUGGUUUCCCCCCCUCCCUUUCUCUUUGUUUGUUCAACAUGUUUGUUAAGCUUUCCAAGCAAAAUGGUUUUUAGAGAGGUGUCAUCUUGAGGACGGUGAAAAAGCUGGCAGGACUUCAAAAGCCAUCAUCCGUAGUGGGAUCAGGAUUUGCCAUUGUUACUCACCCGUGCGAAUACAGAACAGGGAACGAUUUAAGAAAUCUGUCUCUCUUUUCUUUUCCUGUUUGCCACUUAAAAGGAAGUUUAAGAAAGUUUGGUGAAAAACUGUCACCAAGUUUUGUCUUUCUUUUUUUUUAAAGAGAGUUUAGGGCUAAGAUCAGUUCUUCAAAAUGUAUAUGUUAUACAGAACUGGACAGUGUGUGUUUGGAAAAAGCUGUCUGAGAGAACCAGUGGUUACACAGAAAAAGGGAAACAGUCAAAAGCACAGUAGAAAGGAUGGAUUCUGAACUCGGGCUAUUUCAUACCAGAACCCCUCCAGGUUAUAUACAAGAUUAGGAAAAUCAGUUUAGGAGACCUAAGAACCAAUUUUUCUGCUAGCAUGAAUAUGCUGGUGUUAAAAAGUCCCCACACAGAAAGAAAAGGAACAUCCUGUUCUGGCAAACAAGUCCAAGCUUAAUCAGGGCGAAGAUUUGGCUUGUGGCGGCAGGUGCAUAUGGGUACCCCUGUGUCUUCCUCUGGGAGAGGAGUGAUUUGCACAAGGAAAAUAGUUAGGAGAGGAGGGUUAGCCCCUUCUUCCCCAGUGGCCCUGACCUAAAUUCCCCCCGCACCUGCUUUCAAACCUUUGAAAAAAAUAAUGUUGAUGGGUGAUCCAUUCACAGAUCCAGCUUUGCCCUGGGGUACUGAAAACUGAGGGGUCAAAGCUAAGUCCUAGUAUUGAAUGAAUCAGUGGGGAGAAAAAUUUUGAUGUUCAUACCACUGCCAAUUGGAAGUAGCUCUUUUUGAAAGUAAACUGACAUUCCGUUUACACAGGAUUAAAAAGGCAAAGGUUCAGAUCCCUGGUUGACACCUGCUGAUGAGAAAGACCAGAGAGAGAGAGAAAAGAUGGAAGGGGGGGGGGAAUCCGAUCUCAGUUACUAAAAUCACUCAAGGUUUACACCAUAUUAGUAGCCCAAAUUUAUGUUGGGCCAAAUAUAGAAACAAAACUCCCUUUCCUUACCGGGAUUCUUGUUUUUUAAUGUUCUAAUCUAUUACUGUUUUUAAAAAAAUCUACAUUUACGUCAGUUCCAAACAAGAGAUGCUUCAAUUCUGCAUCACCAUUACAACCCAGAUAUUUGCUUCUUUGUGUAUCUGACGUCAAUUGGUAUCACAUGAGAAUUUGACCUUCCUUUAGGGUUUUUAAGGGGUUGGACGGGGGACAAAUGUUUAUUUAAAAAAAAUUUAGGAAGAUAUUUAAAUACUUUGGGGGAUGAUCUAAGUUAUUUUUUGUUGUUGUUGAAAGAGGAAAGUGAAAACUGCUAAUUGUCCUAAGUGUUGCUCUUCUCAUGCCAUUUUAAGCUACUGUCAAAGCAGAGAGCUUAUUUUUUUAAAAAAAGGAACCAGAACAAAUCCAUCUUGGAUAUUUUAAAAAAAUAAAUAAUGGUGUGUAUGUGUGUUUUUUUAAAAAAGAGCUUCAGUUUUAAUAAGCAUUCUCUUGUGUUGUACAGUGUCAAGGUUGCUAUUUAUGUUGCCUUGUAUAAUACAUGAAGAGGGAGGAGGGAAAUGUAAAUAUGGCUGAUUUGUAUAGAGCUUAUUUCAAAGUUUUUAAAAAGUUUCUUUUGUUUUUUUUUUUUAAAAAAAACGGCUUGGGGGGAGGAAAAACAGCAUCUCUUUGAGAUAAGAACUGUGUUCCAGCUUCCUUUCUGCUUUGGUAGUGAACAGAAACUUUAUGUAUAAUGUUAAUAAAACUAUU